AUGGAUCGUAGGCUGGGUUACGUUUUUGUAGCUCUCCUGGCAGCUAUUCUCUUUUUUGUGGCAGUGGGUUACAGCGGCUGGGGAUGUGGAGAUAGCAUUCUCGGCCCUCGUUGUAUCAACCAGAAGGUGCAUGAAAUAACCGGUGCCCUCCUCCUCACUGCUGGUCUAAUCAUCUUCCUGGCUGCCAUCUUCCUCGUCCUCGUUGUGACUGACGGAAGCAGCUGGACUGAGAUUGUCUCCACUGUGGCCACUACAGUCGCUGCUAUCAUAGCCAUUGUGGGGGUAUUUUACUACUUAAAUAGCCGGAAUCUCUGGUCGCCCUUCAUUGCCACCACUGCGAUGUCGCUCACAGUCGCGCUGGCGGCUAUCCUUCUCUUCGAUCUCAUCACCUUCUAUAUGUAA
Molecule: messenger RNA, 402 nt
Organism: Echinococcus granulosus
Lineage: Eukaryota; Metazoa; Platyhelminthes; Cestoda; Cyclophyllidea; Taeniidae
Exons: 1
Coding region: 1-402 (133 amino acids)
Source: RefSeq, a predicted model, not a curated record